GAACAGGAACUGGUGUGAUGACGUUGAAUGUUGAUAGAGACGAUGGCAUCCAUGGAGCAGUCUCUCCUAGAUUUAACUGACAAAGAAACCCGUGAAAAAUUGUCAUUGUGGGAACGACGGACUGAUCCCAUGGCGCCGUUAACAGAUAAACAGACAGACUCGAUUUUGGAAAUUCGUACCGCAGCUGAAACACUUCCCAUUCCAUCUGAGUUGCCUAUCGAGGACCUCUGCAGCCUGACCUCACGCUCUUUGCGUAGCACGUUCACGACAACAGUGCCAGCAUCUACGGAGGAUGUGCUGCUAAAGGGCUUCCAAGCAUUGGACCUAGAGAAUGAGAGAAUAGAGACGGCUCAACAGUUUUUCUCUUGGUUCUCCAAGUUACAAGUUCAAAUGGAUAAUGAUGAAGGAGCUAAAUACAGAAAAACAAGAGACAGUCUGAAUGGCUAUCAGGAACACUGUGACUCCAUUUUGAAUGACGUGAACGAGGCACUGCAGCACCUCGACUCGCUACAGAAGCAGUAUCUGUUUGUGUCCACCAAAACAGGCACUUUGCACGAGGCCUGUGAGCAGCUUCUGAAAGAGCAGUCUGAGCUUGUGGACUUGGCAGAGAGCAUUCAGCAAAAGCUGUCAUAUUUCAAUGAGUUGGAACACAUAAAUACGAAAUUAAAUUCCCCUACCCUCUCAGUGAACAGUGAAGAAUUUAUUCCAGUACUUUCUAAGCUGGACGACUGCAUCGAAUACGUCUCUUCACAUCCAAAUUUCAAGGACUAUCCUGUGUAUCUCACCAAGUUCAAACAAUGUCUCUCAAGAGCUAUGCACCUCAUGAAGACCCAUACUGUGAAUACCAUGCAGAACCUUACUAGUCAACUCACAAAAAGGGAUCCAUUGGGAACAGCCAAUGCAGAUAACGCUUUUACACUGUACUAUGUGAAGUUCAGAGCCGCUGCUCCAAAAGUCAGGACGUUAAUAGAACAAGUAGAAAAGCGGUCGGAGAAGAUUCCAGAAUACCAUCAGCUGCUGGAUGAGAUCCACCAGUGUUACCUGGACCAAAGAGAACUCCUGCUGAGUCCCAGCAUCACCUCCACCAUCACUGACCUGACCAGCCAGAACAACAAGGACCACUGCGCCCUGGUGCGCAGUGGCUGUGCCUUUAUGGUUCACGUCUGUCAGGAUGAACACCAGCUUUACAACGAGUUUUUCUCCAAGCCCACGUCAAAAUUAGACGAGCUGCUGGAGAAGCUGUGCCUGUCCCUGUACGACGUGCUGCGGCCGCUCAUCAUCCACGUCAUCCACCUGGAGACGCUCUCCGAGCUCUGCAGCAUCCUCAAGAACGAGAUGCUGGACGACCACGUCCACAACAAUGCGGGGCAGCUGGGGGCCUUUGAAGCGGUGGUGAAGCAGAUGCUGGAGGACGUGCAGGAGCGGCUGGUCUACCGCACACACAUCUACAUCCAGUCCGACAUCAUCGGCUACAACCCCGCCCCCGGGGACCUGGCCUACCCCGAGAAGCUGGAGAUGAUGGAGAAAAUCGCCCAGAGCCUGAAGGAGGAGCAGCUGCGCUUGCAGUCGGCCGAAUCCUCGUUCUCCGACGUGCAGCUCGAGGACCCCGAGGCCAGGAGGACCAUUAGCUCUGGCGGAGGAGGGGAGGGCUCGCGGCCGCAGACGUCCAUCUCGCCGGCGGAUUUGCACGGCAUGUGGUACCCCACCGUCCGGCGCACCCUGGUUUGCCUGUCCAAGCUGUACCGCUGCAUAGACAGAGCGGUCUUUCAGGGCUUAUCUCAAGAAGCCUUAUCAGCCUGCAUCCAGUCUCUCCUCAAAGCCUCCGAUGUCAUCCUCAAGAACAAGACGCAGGUCGACGGACAGCUGUUCCUGAUUAAACACCUGCUCAUCAUGCGCGAGCAGAUCGCCCCGUUCCACACCGACUUCGCCAUCAAAGAGAUUUCGCUCGACCUGAAGAAGACCAGAGACGCUGCAUUCAAAAUCCUGAACCCCAGGGCUGUCCCCAAGUUCUUCAGACUCAACAGUCACAAUGCCAUCCUGGAAUUUCUGUUGGAGGGCACCCCCGAAAUAAAGGAGCACUACAUCGACUCGAAGAAAGACGUGGACCGCCACCUCAAGUCCAGCUGCGAGCAGUUCAUUCAGCAGCAGACUGGCAUCUUUGUGGGGAAUCUGGAGGAGUUCCUCACCAAGGUGUCGGCUCUGAAAACAAUGGCCGUCCAGGGAGGGCCCACGUACAACCUAUCCCAGCAGCCCUGGGCCCAGCCGGCCAAGAUCCACGACCUGGUGAUGGAUACGUACCGGGUUAUAAAGAGCAAGCUGCCCGGCACGCUGCAGAGCAUGUCUUUGUACUUGGCCAACAGAGACACGGAGUUCAUCCUCUUCAAGCCUGUCAGGAAUAACAUUCAGCAGGUGUUCCAGCGGCUGCACGCCUUGUUGCAGGAGGAGUACAGCGGGGAGGACCUCCAGAUCAUCGCCUGCCCCUCCAUGGAGCAGAUCAACCUGCUGCUGUCUGUAAAUAAGUAGUGGCCAGGUGCGGCCGGCCCGGCGAGCCCGGCCGAGUGGAGUUCCCGCGAGGCAGCGCUGCGAUGGCACAUCUCCUUUUGCCACACCACCCACUCCACUCCACUCCAGUGCCCCACCCCCCCCCCCCCCCCCUCUUCAGACCUCCCCUCCCCCGGAGCAGCGGCCCCUCCAGCAGCGCGGAGCACAAGCGGCGGUGGCGGCGGCGGCGAUGGCGGCAGCAGCGGAGCGCCGAGCCGAGCCAAGCGUAGCCAAGCCGGUGGGAAGGGUUCCAGGAGGCUGCAGGGAGCCUAUGGUGAGAGGAGCGUCUGGGGAAACAAGUUGGCGUUACGGAGCUCGGCUUGCCAGAGAUGAUGCAACAGAUGACAAACACACAAUUUCCCAAACAGUGCUUCUGCCUGGAAAUCAGACAUGAUCCGGAUUUGAUUUGUUUUAAUAUAUAUAUAUAUAUGUGUGUAUAUGUACUGGAAUUACUUGUAUUUUUUAACAAUCUAGUGCAGUUUUAAUGGGAACUGAGAGUACGUGGGGCUUGUAUUGGUCUUGGGAUACGUCUGUGUUGUGGUGUGGGUUUACGGUCCGCAGAGCGCUCGGACUAUACGAUCGACAUACUGUAUCUUUGCGAUGAAGCUGAAGGUCUCGCUUUGGGCCUCGGUAGCCCAAUUUGCAGGAGCUUUUCUGGCAUGGGCUGUCUCCUUUAUAAGGACUAGUAUAGAGAACUCUACAGGUUUCCAGUGUGUGCAGGGGGACUUGCUUUGUUGGUAAUGGAGGGAAGACAGAGAGGCACGGCAUAAAGAUAGCUCUUCUAAGGGGAGAGCCACCUGCAAUUAGGAAGGUCUGGCUUCCAAGUGCCCAUUAUGCCAUCAAUCAGUUGUUUUGUUAGCAUGCCACGAGCAGUCAGGCUUUUAGAAGGGUCUUUAAAUAGAAAACUUUCAGAGGGGGAGUUAUAGUACCUCUCCUGGGAAUCCUGGCAAAGGGAGAAACAUUUAUGGACUAACUCAUGGACUUCAAUGGACAAGUAUGGCAAAUCAGAUAUGCAGUACUAUAUUAUAUAUCCCCACUAACAGAUUAAGCUUUCAAAAUACAUAUAUACACUAAGAUCAUUUUUUUAGAGCAAUACUAUACAACCAUGGUAUAAAUCAAACAUGAAGUUAUACGUUUCUAUGUAUCGUCCCCAUCACAAUGGUGAGGCAUUAAGCACUUUUAAGAAAUAGAAGUUUUGAAUAUGGGAAUUAAAUUUGCAGCUGAAGCAGAGUGUGUGAAUUUCGAAGACUAUGAAAAAAAAAAUAUCGUUGCACUCCUUCGAGAUCCAUUCCAUCUUCAUGACAGACACCUCAGCUACAAGCCGAAACCUUUUUUUUUUUUUUUGUAAAACUUGCUGACAGAGUUUUCGUUUAAUGUUCCCACCAUUUCACAAAACCUCCCUCAUCCAGUUCUCAGGAGGACGUCUUCCCUGUUUUCUAGGAAGUCGGCUUCAACGUUCAUGUAAUUCCACCAGCCCUCCCCUGUCAGUAAUGUGUGUUCAGGCAAAAUAUGUAAAUUGGGAAAAAAUCUUAUGUUUUGUACCAUUUUCUUUUUGUAUAUGAAAUUUUAUUCUACUAUAAGGCAUGAAGGGGGCUCACUUUGCACUGGCAAGAUGUUACAGAAUCAUUCAUUCAAGAUACCACCAUGGUACUGAUUGUUGUACUUAACUUUCAAUAAAGUAACAGAUUUAUUUAACAUU
Molecule: messenger RNA, 4240 nt
Organism: Sardina pilchardus (European sardine)
Lineage: Eukaryota; Metazoa; Chordata; Actinopteri; Clupeiformes; Clupeidae
Gene: cog3
Product: component of oligomeric golgi complex 3
Exons: 23
Coding region: 28-2523 (831 amino acids)
Biological process (GO): intracellular protein transport; intra-Golgi vesicle-mediated transport; Golgi organization
Cellular component (GO): cis-Golgi network; membrane; COG complex
Source: RefSeq, a predicted model, not a curated record